UAGCUGGACUACAUUUCCCUGCUGCUUGCCAGUGCGCCGCUGUGCCCGAUCGAAGCCUUUUGCUUACAUUCUAACCAUUGUGUUGUUUUUGCUGGCAUUUUGUUACAUCUCACGGGGCAUACAAUCGCAAGGUGCAGAACAUGGGGGAUGAGCAGGAGAUCAUGUGCAAAUUGGAGAGCAUAAAAGAGAUCAGGAACAAGACUCACCAGAUGGAGAAGAUAAAAGCUCGACUGAAGGCAGAGUUUGAAACCCUGGAGUCCGAGGAACGGCACCUUAAAGAGUACAAGCAAGAAAUGGACCUCCUUCUUCAGGAGAAGAUGGCUCAUGUGGAGGAGUUGAGAUUGAUCCAUGCUGAUAUCAAUGUGAUGGAAAACACAAUUAAGCAGUCAGAGAAUGAUCUAAAUAAGCUGCUGGAGUCCACACGGCGAUUGCAUGAGGAAUACAAACCCUUGAAGGAACACGUAGACGCCUUGAGGAUGACGCUAGGACUGCAGAGGCUUCCAGACCUCUGUGAGGAAGAAGAGAAGCUCUCUUUGGACUACUUUGAGAAACAGAAGGCAGAAUGGCAAACAGAGUCUCAGGAACCUCCUAUUCCAGAAUCACUCGCUGCAGCUGCUGCGGCAGCACAACAGCUACAAGUGGCCAGAAAGCAGGACACAAGACAGACGGCCACUUUCCGUCAGCAGCCACCUCCUAUGAAGGCUUGCUUGUCUUGUCAUCAGCAGAUCCAUCGCAAUGCACCCAUCUGCCCCCUUUGCAAAGCAAAAAGCCGGUCCCGAAAUCCAAAGAAGCCAAAGCGGAAGCAGGAUGAAUAGAGCUUCUUUCCUCCUCCUCUAAUACCAUUCUGCAGCUCCUUCCUUGAUACUCACUAGUAAUAAUGUAACUGUAAUUGCCCUGAAUUCUGUGCGAUUUUGAACUGAAUUGGUGUUGUUUUUCUAUUUAACGUGUUGUAAGCACAACAGGGCAUGUUUCAUUGCUGUGGCACCGUUGCAGUGAAAAAUGGCUCUGGGCUUCAAUACAAAAGCCAAAUGUUCAGCUGUUCGGGCUGUUACUCUGCCGUAAAACAUACAUUCCCAGUGUUCGUAAUUUUUUUUUUAUUAUUUGUUUUUUAGAAAUAGGAUUUUUUCUGGUGCUGUUCUAACAUUCAGACCUUUAAACAAAGUCUUGAUAUGUUUAAUGUUGAAAGAGAGAAAUUGUGUGAAACUACAGUUUAGAGGGUUCUUUCUACAGAUGACUGUGGCUUUUAUUUGAUUGCUCAAAUAUAUUUCAUAGGCAAUUGGAUCUGUGAAAUAAAAUGUAAAAUAUUCAUAGAAAAAAAGAAAAA
Messenger RNA from Spea bombifrons (plains spadefoot toad), 1324 nucleotides. RefSeq names its product zinc finger C4H2-type containing (gene ZC4H2). The transcript is spliced from 5 exons. Gene Ontology annotation, biological process: positive regulation of neuron differentiation. Bases 141 to 815 code for a protein of 224 amino acids. NCBI's taxonomy places the organism in Eukaryota, Metazoa, Chordata, Amphibia, Anura, Pelobatidae. Gene Ontology annotation, cellular component: nucleus. The record is from RefSeq and is a predicted model, not a curated record.